Phascolarctos cinereus (koala) is the source of this 3277-nucleotide messenger RNA. The record is from RefSeq and is a predicted model, not a curated record. NCBI's taxonomy places the organism in Eukaryota, Metazoa, Chordata, Mammalia, Diprotodontia, Phascolarctidae.
GCUCACAGGCCUACAGCUGGAAGGAACCUCAGUGGUCAUCUUACAGAAAAGGAAACUGAGGCCAGAGAUACAGAACCAUGGUUGCUUCUCCCAAUCACUGGGGCCGCUCAAGGUUGGGCUUUGGCCUUGUUUAGAGGGAGCUCAGACACCCCCCCUGCUUCCAGCUUCCUUCGGCCCACAGUGACCUCUGCCCCUGCCCACAUCCUCAUCCUCACACUCAGUGCCCUCGCCAUCACUACCCUUGCUUGCAAAGAACCAUGAGUGCAGGAUUCAGGGCUGAGCUCGUGGGCACCAGAACUGGGUCAGACUGGGCUGGGCUGGGCUGGGUUCACAGGCACCAGAACUGAGCUGGGCUGGACUCCAGGGCAUCAGGGUUGGGCAGGGCUGCUCCUGCAGACACAGGUCUGUUUUCCCCUCCAGGGACCCUGGGGGGCCUUAAGGCAGCAUCCCUGUCACUGUUAUCUCCAAAUCAUCAUCUGGAAAUUGCUUGAGUGGGUCAGCUGCCAAAGAAGACAAGGGGGCUGGCCUAGUGGGACCCAGGAGGUGGGAGGAGAUGGGGAUGAAGGGGGGGCGGGGAGGGAGGCUGCCAUCAUCCACCACUCCUUUCCACGGCUCCUCUUCUGGACCACUCUCUCCUGAGCCCCGCCUGGUCCAGAGCUUUCCAAGAGACAGUUGCUGCUCAUUGCCCUCCAGAAGCCAGGCAGCGAGGGCAAAAUCUGGGCAAGCCAGUGGAGCUGCCCCCUGGUAGCCAGGAGAGACCCAGUCACCCACCUGUGGAGAUGAGCCGGGAAGACUGAGGGAGCCCCUCAGAGAGAGACGGACCAAGAGAAGGUUCUGGGCAUGGAGUAAGAGGCAGAUCUGAAGAGAUACAGAGACUACCCGGGACCGCAGAGACAGAGACGAGAGGCAGAGACUGUAUCGUCAGCAAGUACACGGGCCAGGGUGGAAGAGAAGAAAGAUCACUGCAGAGACACUCCAGGAAUGCCGACCUUCAUCUCAGCCAGCCUCAGCGUGCUGACCUCUUCUGAGGGCUACCCACUGCCUCCGUCCAGCCCCGAGUGGGCAGCCAGGCUGGGACCCUCCCUGGGUUACAGCAGGGCCCCAGCUUCCCUGGAGCCCAGCAGGCUGGACCCAGGGGAGGCCCAUCCUCAGCCUGGCUGGAAGAAUCCCCAUGUGUCCAAUGUGACUGUUCAGCUGGAGAUGAAGAGUCUGUGGGAGGAAUUCAACCAGCUGGGGACCGAGAUGAUCGUCACCAAGGCUGGAAGGAGGAUGUUUCCCACCUUUCAGGUGAAGAUCCUGGGCAUGGACACGCUGGCUGACUAUGCCCUGCUCAUGGACUUCAUUCCCCUAGACGACAAGCGGUACAGAUACGCCUUCCACAGCUCCACGUGGCUGGCAGCUGGAAAGGCGGACCCGGCCACACCGGGCAGGAUGCACUUCCACCCAGACUCUCCCGCCAAGGGCGCCCAGUGGAUGCGCCAGAUCGUCUCCUUCGACAAGCUGAAGCUCACAAACAACCUGCUGGACGACAAUGGCCACAUCAUUCUUAACUCCAUGCACCGCUACCAGCCCCGAUUCCACGUGGUGUUCGUGGACCCCCGCAAGGACAGUGAGCGCUAUGCACAGGAGAAUUUCAAGUCCUUCAUCUUCUCUGAGACUCAGUUCACGGCUGUGACGGCUUACCAGAACCACAGGAUCACUCAGCUAAAGAUCGCCAGCAACCCCUUUGCCAAAGGCUUCCGAGAGUGUGACCUAGACACCUGGCGUAGGGCCCCAAGGCCCAUGCUCAGCCCCAUGCUACGAAGGAGCCAGAGCAGGAGCCAGAGCAGCCGGGCCCCACUGCUGAAGGAGGACCACCAAGAAGAGAAAGAGCUGGAUAAACCUGGCCAGAGCUUCCAGCCCAAAUUCUCCACCUCUGUCUCUGGGACCACCUCCCAGCUCCAUCAGCACCCAGUGGUCCCCGUGCUGUCCAGAGAGCUUGCUGGGUCCCGCCGGAUCAGUACUGCUCAUCUGCCCCCAGAGGUCCUUCUGGCCCCCACUGGCUACAUCUCCUACCACGGCCCAUACACAGGGGCUGCAGCCAGGGCCCGCUCAGCCCCCUACCCUCUCCCUGAGGCCAAGGUGGCAGGGAACCAGGAAGCUCUACCUCUCCAGCCUCCUCAAAGUGUCCUGGGCCUCCUGGCAAGCAGCCAGAACCAGGAGUGAGCAUCCAGUGUGGGCGGAGUCAAGGGGCUGGACUCAGGGGUGGGGAGUCCAUGGCCCUGGCCAGGAUCCCAGCCCCCCUAUCAGUGGAGCCCCCCCACCCCAUGACUCAGUUUCCUCCUACCUAGUUUGAACCCUACCCUUGCAACUUCCUAUCUUGUAUUGUGGGGCAAGUCACUUUCUUUCUAGCCCCUUGUAUCCAUUUUACAGAUGAAGAAACUGAGGCCCUGUUUCCUGGGAAAAAAGAAGUGAUCUAGACAGACCCAGCUGCAACUUCCCUCCCCAGUUCCUAGCCUCCUAGCCACACCUUGGUCCCCAUCCAGCCCAAAGACAUUAUCCACCUUCCCCAAAAGAUGAGGGGGUCCUAAGCCCAGGUCACCUGACUUUCAAUCUGUUGUCAUUUCUACUGACUCCUCAGUUGCCUCUUCUACCCUCCUGGGUGCAGUCAAGUGGGGUGGGCAGAGAGGCUCCUCUUCUCUCUCAGGCCCCCUGGAAUUUAAUGCCGAAGUGAAUUACCAUCAUCUUCAGCUCUGCUCCUUAAGCCAUCCUGGGACCUGCUCCCCUAUGCCCUCCCCCCACAGCCUGCACCCCAACCCCUACCUCCUCUUCCCCCACCACACACACAGCCAGGUCAAAGGGAAAAACAUCAGUGACCCACCCCUACCUGCCCCAAGAGGGAGACUGAGGGCCUAACCUAGGCCCACAGGGUCAGAGGUCAUGUGCAGACACCACAUUGGGCCUCCCAGAAGAAGGCUCCAAACUGUCUUUGGGCUGGUGGAUAUAGGAGGAUAUAGGUGGGGAGAAAAGCCAUCAGAGCCUGGCAUACAGCCCCACCCUCUGCCCCCUGGCAGACCAACAUUUUCCCAUUGUUGUGGAUUGGAGAGAUACCAUGAGACCUCUGGAAGCUGGUCUUUGGGGUUGUCCUAGUUACUCCCAUCUCCCCUAUUCUGACUCAGCUGGUUUGGUGAGGACCAGGCCAGGCCAGAGGGGACACAGGCCUCAGGAACCCAGCAACUGGGGGGGAGUGGGGAGGUGGUGGUGACUCAUGUCUCUGUUCCUCUCCUUGGACAUUAAA